Messenger RNA from Cucumis melo (muskmelon), 2223 nucleotides. RefSeq names its product protoporphyrinogen oxidase 2. Bases 204 to 1697 code for a protein of 497 amino acids. NCBI's taxonomy places the organism in Eukaryota, Viridiplantae, Streptophyta, Magnoliopsida, Cucurbitales, Cucurbitaceae. Gene Ontology annotation, biological process: heme biosynthetic process. Gene Ontology annotation, molecular function: protoporphyrinogen oxidase activity, oxygen as acceptor. Gene Ontology annotation, cellular component: mitochondrial inner membrane. The transcript is spliced from 19 exons. The record is from RefSeq and is a predicted model, not a curated record.
AACUUUCUCAUGGAUGAUUCUGAAGAACUUUGACAUACCAUUUACUUAACCAAGGUCCAAGCUACACACACAAAUGGCCUCCCCACCCAAACAAGACCAGCCAAGUCUCUCUUUCUCUUAACCGCAUUUUCACUUUCAUUGCAUUCAUCAUUCAUAAAACUAAUCACUUCUUACUUAUCCUCAUUCUCUAAUUCGAUUCUACUAUGAAGUCUUCACAAUCCUCCAGAAAAAAGGUGGCUGUUGUUGGCGCUGGUGUUAGUGGGCUUGCUGCGGCCUACAAAUUGAAAUCACAUGGUUUCGAUGUUACGGUGCUUGAAGCAGAUGAAAGAGCUGGAGGAAAGUUAAGAAGUGUCUCAUACAAAGGACUUAUCUGGGAUGAAGGAGCGAAUACAAUGACUGAGAGUGAACCAGAGGUCCAGUGCUUACUUGAUGAUCUUGGACUUCGAGACAAACAACAAUUUCCAAUUUCUCAAAAUAAACGAUAUAUAGUGAGGAAUGGGGUGCCAGUACUGUUGCCUACAAAUCCCAUUGCAUUGAUCAAGAGCAACUUUCUCUCUGCAAAAUCAAAGUUUCAGAUCAUUUUGGAGCCAUUUUUGUGGAAAAAGUACGAUUCAUCGAAAGUGUCAGAUGAUGGUACUGAUGAAAGUGUGGGUGGGUUCUUUCAGCGCCACUUUGGAAAAGAGGUUGUUGACUAUCUAAUUGACCCUAUUGUUGCUGGUACAAGUGCUGGAGAUCCUGACUCUCUUUCUAUGAGUCAUUCAUUUCCGGAGCUGUGGAAUAUAGAGAAAAGGUUUGGUUCUAUUUUAGCCGGAUUAGUCCUCUCAAAAUUCUCUACCAAAAAGGAGAGUGGUGGAGUGAGAAAUGGUACUACAGAAAAAAGGAAACCUCGCCGUGGUUCCUUUUCCUUUCAGAAUGGAAUGCAGACACUCACUGAUACACUAAGCAAAGAGCUUGGUGAGGACGCACUUAAGUUAAGAUCUGAAGUUUUGUCACUAUCUUACAAUGCUGGGAAAUACGCAUCACAAAAUUGGUCACUCAUUUAUUCUAAGGACAAGAAUUCAAAGGAUUUAAUUGCUGAUGCUGUUAUCAUGACGGCUCCUGUUUGCAGUGUCAGAGAAAUGAAGUUUAUGAAAGGAGGAAUUCCCUUUCCCCUAAAUUUUCUUCCCGAGGUGGCUUACAUGCCGUUAUCCGUCAUGAUAACUACCUUCAGAAAGGAGAGUGUUAAGCGACCACUGGAAGGAUUUGGAGUUCUUGUACCUUCCUUAGAACAACAAAAUGGUUUAAGAACCCUUGGCACGCUCUUUUCCUCCAUGAUGUUUCCAAAUCGUGCAUCAAACGAUGAAUAUCUGUAUACUACUUUUAUUGGAGGGAGUCGAAACAGGGAGCUUGCAAAGUCAUCAACAGACGAGUUAAAGCAAAUUGUUACAACGGAUCUGAGACAGCUGUUGGGAGUUGAAGGAGAGCCCACUUUUGUCAACCAUUUCUAUUGGAGCAAAGCAUUUCCCUUAUAUGGGCGUAACUAUGAUUCAGUUGUGAAGGCGAUUGAAACAAUGGAAAAAAAUCUUCCUGGUUUCUUUUAUGCAGGUAACCACAGGGAUGGUUUGUCUGUUGGCAAAUCUAUAGCCUCCGGAUGUAAAGCUGCUGAUCUUGUAAUUUCUUAUCUGGAAUCUUCUACUGACCAAUCAUGCGCUGAAUAACAACAUUAAUCGGAAAAAUAAAAGUGCAACCUUGUUAUACAGGGCUUCCUCUCAAAUUGUUGGAAGAAUCAGCAACAAUUUUCUGCUAAGUAAUUUUCUGGUCAUUGCAAUUAUUAACUUCCAAGUUGCAAUGAAUAUCCAUUCCAUCUACUGGAAUGGUAAUGCUGUGCUGUAAUUCUUGUCUUCUGCACUGAAAGACAAAAAAAUAAAAUGAGUAUAUAUUUGUUCUCCAAUGACCAAUCCAAUCUAUGCGGUUACAAAUAUUAAACUUUGGACCUAUGGUAACAACACGCUCUUCAUCUUGUCGUAUUUGAAGAGCAUGUUCUCAAGCCUACUGUCACUUGCGUGCUUAAGCAGUAGCACAACCAGCUAGCUUUUAAGAAAAGUAGUGUGUUUUACUGUUUCAAGUGGGUUUAUAUAAACAAUGCAGAAAACCAAGUUAAAGUCUGAUCUAUACCCAUCUGACGUUUGGAUCCUAUUCCCUCAACCAACCAAGUAAUUGGAUAUUCCACUUCUGUUUUGUUAA